Molecule: messenger RNA, 5327 nt
Organism: Cornus florida
Lineage: Eukaryota; Viridiplantae; Streptophyta; Magnoliopsida; Cornales; Cornaceae
Product: putative pentatricopeptide repeat-containing protein At3g08820
Exons: 3
Coding region: 371-2263 (630 amino acids)
Biological process (GO): RNA modification
Molecular function (GO): RNA binding; protein binding
Source: RefSeq, a predicted model, not a curated record
AAAAAAUCAAAACCCAUAUCUUUCAGUUUCCAUCGCCGGCAUUUCCAGUUCGGGUUCGCCUCAAGCUUCAGCCGCUGGCCCGCUGUCUCUCAACUCUCAAGCUUGCCCCCCCCUCUCUCUGCAACUGCUAACUUGUAUGUAUGGGUUUUGUUUUAAUUUUUUUUCUAAAUCAACUAAUCAAGGUCUGUAAUUCUUGUUUUGCAAACUAAAGGCCGAGUUCAAAACAUAUUGAUAGUUUCCUUUGAACAUUUUUUUUGACAUUAACAAUUUCAUGUUUCAAAAUCUGUUUAUUGGUUACGAGUUCUGUCUCACUCACAAAGCAUUUCAAAAUGAAUGAAUAUGGAACAAAUUCAAUAAGCUUCCUUCAACCAUGCUUGCUUUUCUCCAAUACUCUCUACCCAAAACUCACUUCUCUUCUCGCUUUGCUCGUCUUCACCGCAAACAUUUACACACUCUCUCUUCAAAUUCAGCCUCUCAUAACUUCACCAAUCUAUCCAACCUCUUGAAGGGUCGUCUUCCACACUCUCAUGUCCUCCAAAUCCAUGCUCACAUCUUCCGAUUCUGCGCACACCAAGACAAUCUAAUUGCCACUCGUCUCAUCGGCCACUACCCAUCUCAAUUCGCUCUUCGAGUAUUUCAUCAACUACUGAAACCCAAUGUAUUCCCCUUCAACGCCAUUAUCAGAGUCUUAGCCGAGGAGGGUCUCUUCUCUCAAGCCUUCUUUAUCUUCAAAAGGUUGAAAUUGGGGUCGCUUUGGCCUAAUGGGUUGACGUUUUCUUUCCUUCUUAAGGCCUGUAUUCGAGCCAGUGAUGCUCGUUGUGUUAAACAGAUUCAUACCCAUGUUUUGAAAACAGGUUUUGUGGAUGAUGCUUUUGUUUGCAAUGGUCUACUUGCUGUUUACGCGAAAGGUCUUAAGGAUUUGGUGUCUGCACGCAACCUGUUUGAUGAAUUGCCUGAUAAAGGUAUGGUUUGUUGUUGGACUUCUUUGAUGGCUGGGUGUGCUCAAUCAGGUCAAGCAGAGGAAGUUUUACAGGUUUUUGUAUUGAUGGUUAAGGAGGGUUUGAGGCCGGAAGACGAUACCAUGGUCAGUGCCUUAUCUGCAUGUUCCAAUCUUGAGAUUGUAGAAAUUGAGAAAUGGGUAAGAAUCUUAUCGGAAUUUGUUGGUGAUGUUGAUUGCAAAAAUUUAGGUCUUGAUGCAGUUAACACCAUUCUAGUUUACAUGUAUGGUAAAUUGGGAAAGAUUGACAAGAGUAUGGAAAGGUUUGAUGAGAUUGGUGACUGUGGAAGGAGAAGUGUGCUUCCUUGGAAUGUUGUGAUAAACAUGUAUGUUCAAAAUGCUUGUCAUGUGGAAGCUUUGAGUGUCUUUCGCUUGAUGAUGGAGAAUCAUGAUUGCAGACCCAACCAUGUUACGAUGGUUAGCGUGCUUUCGGCAUGUGCUCAAAUUGGUGAUUUAGAUUGUGGAAUUUGGGUUCAUGAAUACUUGAAAUCUAAGGGGCGCAAAGGUGUUCUGGCGUUAAACACAAAUUUAGGCACUGCAUUAAUUUACAUGUAUUCAAAAUGUGGGAGUUUGGAGAAGGCGAAGGAGGUUUUUGACCAGAUGGUCACCAAAGAUGUUGUCUCUAUUAAUGCCAUGAUCACGGGUCUUGCAAUAAAUGGUGAAGGAGAGGAGGCAGUGAGGCUUUUCUCCAAUGUUCCAGAGUUUGGUUUGCAUCCCAAUGCAGGAACCUUUCUUGGUGUUCUAUGUGCAUGCAGCCACUCAGGGUUGCUAGAUAAAGGAUGUCAGUUAUUCCUAGACAUGAGCCAACGCUUUUCUGUGCGACCUGAAUUAGAACAUUAUGCUUGCUAUAUUGAUCUGCUUGCGCGAGUGGGCUCCGUUGAAGAAGCACUUGAAGUUGCUUCCUCCAUGCCUUUUGAGCCAAAUGAUUUUGUGUGGGGGGCUUUGCUUAUGGGUUGCCUGCUCCACAAUAAACUAGAAUUGGCCCAGGAUAUUUCUGAAAAGCUUGUUAAAGUGGAUCCUGAAAAUUCUGCAGGUUAUGUGAUGCUCUCCAAUGCAUUUGCAGUUGAGCAUCGAUGGGGUGAUGUCUCAGGGAUGAGGUGGUUUAUGCGGAAUAAAGGGGUGAGGAAGCAACCAGGGCGCAGUUGGAUCAACAUCAAUGGUAUUGUGCAUGAAUUCCUUGCAGCGUCCCUAUCACAUCCUCAAGUUGAGAGCAUUUAUCAUACAUUGGAUGGAUUGGUGAAGGAAAUGAAGUUAGCAUGUCCUUAAGGAGUUCACAAGGUCCAUCAGCAGAUGCUUAUGUUACUUGGAUUUUACUUUAGAAGAACUUCAAUGCGCUAUGGGCACCAUUGGUGGGUACGCUUAUCUGCUUUUAAAGCUAUUCCUUUUUGCCUGUGACCUCUGAUUUUGUCUUUGUGGUCUUGUUUAUACAGUUGAAAUACUCUGAAAAUUUUAUACUUAUUUUAAGAUUGAAUGUAUAUUAGUACAGUGAGAUAUUACUUGUGGCAUAGGGCUUCAUGUUGCAGUCGCACAUGUUCGAUUAACAUGAAUUUUGCAAUCUAUAGAUGAAAUUUGAUGCAUUAAGUGAGAAUCAGAAUAUUUAUUGCUUUCCCCCUAUGUUUUCUAGUAUUAUGAUUGCAUAGUACUGUUGAAUCCUGAAAGAGUUCCAAUAUAUUUAAGUAUUUAUUAGCUAAUAAAGUAUCUUUUUGCAUUCUGAUGGUCAAUAUAUGCUAUUAGCUGCAAUUUUGUUGUGCAUCUGUUCACAUCACAGCACUCUGCAUGAUGUUUUUGGAUUUUUCUUUAUGAUAAUUGGUGACAGAAUCAUAAACCUCACAACAUGACUGCUUAAACUCAUCCAUUUGUCCUUGUUGCACAUUUCCUCUUGGUGGUCUUUGGCCUGGUUGUGAUGUCACUACAAUGUAUAAAAUUAUUUUAGUGCUAUGUACAUAAUUAUAAUAAUACUGAGAGAGUCGACGAGUUUAAAUUGUUGCUUUGUCACCUUCUUCUUUAAACAAUCCUAUAUACCUUUGAUGUGGCAUUAAACUAUUAGUAUUACUGCUCAAGGGAAUCUGAAGGUGAGUCACCAAAGAUGGCGAAAUUAGAUAUCUAGCGCUAGUGUAGUAAUCACUAAUCAUACAUCUUAUUUCAUGUCUUCCAAAAUGUAGGGAGACUUUGGGAAUAGUGUUAAAGAAUGAAGGUUUCUAUUUUUCUUUUAAAUAAAAAGAAUAUUCAUCAGACCUUUUGUCAAGGUCACUCAAUCAAAAGUUAAAUCCAUCGUAGUUUAAGAAUUUACAAGCCUGAUUGGUUUUCCCAGUCUUUAAAAUAUUCUCCGUCUUUUUUCUUGUUACUGUUGUUAUAUUGCAGUCCAUCUGACUUGGUAUGAGGAGCAGCAUUCAGUAGAUGAUUUCUGUAGCCUUUUUGACUGGCUUUCUUGUUGAUCUUGUGUUGUCUUAUUUGGUAAGAAGGUUCACUCUAAAUGUUGUGUUUUUAGUAGUCAUCACGACAUUACCUUGUUUUUGUGUUGAAUUUUUAAAUGUGAAUUGGAUAAAGUUAUGACUUUCUAGGACUGCAACCGAAGCAUUGCACCACAACUCUUUCUCAAGGAUCAUGGCAAGGCUAGGGCAGCUUGUCAAUUGAACUAUUAUCUUGUUUUGUUUCAAGCUUUGCUCAACCAUUGCUGAUGUUGCUGUUAGUAACAAGCUUCUUAACUUAAGAUGUGGACAAUCGGUGCUAAUUUUCUAGAUAAGCAUUGCUGCCACUGCUAUGUACAGGCAGAAUCUUACUAUUGUCUACUGAGCCUUUGGAUGUUGUGGCAACUUGGAAAGUGAGGUAAACGAGCUCGGUCUUCAAAUUGACCUUUCCUCCCAACUCCAUAGAAUAUCUUCCCUCAUUCAUCAGUGAAACGAGGUCCCGAAACGGAGAUCUCAGGUCAGUUUCUAAGCUGAAACUACAGUGAGCUCAAGUCUGCCCCUGUUUUCAAUUUCUUGUAAUGAGCAUUGCUUAAAAAAAUUGAUUAUCUUGUUUAGCUGAAUUAAUAUUUGUUUUGAAGCUAUGUCCAAACUAUAGUUAACUCACAUAUGUAUUUUUGUAUCUUUUUUAGGGUUAAUUACAUAAAAUUUUCCUAAAUUAUAAAACAAUUUGCUUAUCAACUCAUGUAUUAAAUUCGUUUUGUGCAAUCAACCUUUCUUCUAUCAUUAUUGACUUUUUCUUUUUGAUAAGUUUUUUUAUUCUCAUUGACUUUACCUUCAAUAGCGCCACUAUCCACCAUGUCCCAAAAAUUGUUUUUCUUGAAUUGCUGCAAACUCAAGUUGCCUUGCCUUUAGAUUUUAUUUCUUGCAAUGUCUACAUUCUCCUUUCCAUUUAAAUUUUCCCCAAGCCGUAAUGUUGUUGGUACAAUCUAAAUUACGAUGGCUGACAUAUUUACUUGUUUCAUACCCGUUCUUAUAUUGUUUGCGGUGACAUGGAAAUGUGACAUUCACAUUAAAACAGUUUCUCUUCCGGUAUUAAACACUCAAGUUCUUAUGUCUUCUCAUCUUUCUGUAAAUGAUACCAUCAUGCAUCUCGCUGUACUUGUUGACUUGUGAAACCAAGAACAAACACAUCAACUAAGCUACUAUUCUCAAUACCAGAACUAGGUAUAUCUUAGUUACAUAUAUGUAUGUUCUUCCAAAUUAUGCCAAUGACAACCUAGUUGAACUAACAACAUUAAUUUAUUUGGUAUUUUCUUGUUGAUUUGAGCUCCUAUAUUUUCCCCGAGUUCGAUAGUAGAGGAAAGUUUGAAGCCGAGGACCUUUGGACACAGUUCCAAGCUUUGCUCAAAACCAUGGCUGAUGUUGCUGUUAGUAACAAGCUUCUUAGCUUAUUAAAGAUUGUGGACAAUCGCUGCUAAGUUUCUAGAUAAGCAUUGUUGCCAGUGCUAUGUAGAGGCAGAAUCUUACUAUACUCCUGUGUCUACUGAGCAUUUGGAUGUUUUGGCAACUUGGAAAGUGAGGUAAACGAGCUCGGUCUUCAAAUUGACCUUCCCCUCCCUACUCUGUAGAAUAUCUUCCUUCAUUCAUCAGUGAACGAGCUCUACCCGAAACUGAGAUCUCAGGUCAGUGUCUCUAAUUCAGCUAAGCUGGAACUACAGUGAACUCAAGUUGUGCCCCUGUUUUCAAUUUCUUGUAAUGAGCAUUGCUUAAAAAUUUUGAUUUUCUUGUUUAGAUAGAUUUAUAUUUGUUCUGAAGCUAUGUCCAUUGGGGUGUAGUGGUGUAUUACCUACUUAGUGAAACACGGCCAUGCCUCAUUAUUGACCCCAUGUUGUUUAAUAAAAAGUUAUUUUUAUUUAUUUAUU